Magnolia sinica is the source of this 1042-nucleotide messenger RNA. RefSeq lists its product as uncharacterized. Gene Ontology annotation, molecular function: calcium ion binding. Lineage: Eukaryota; Viridiplantae; Streptophyta; Magnoliopsida; Magnoliales; Magnoliaceae. Bases 77 to 604 code for a protein of 175 amino acids. The transcript has 6 exons. The record is from RefSeq and is a predicted model, not a curated record.
CUCUCCCUCUCUCUCUCUCUCUCAUUAUUAGAUAAAAGAGAGAAAUCUCUCUUCCAUUAUUAGAUAAUAGAGAGAAAUGGGGAACGCGUCGUCGAUGCUGACUCAGUACGAUAUCGAAGAAGUUCAAGAACACUGCGACAAUCUCUUUUCGCAGCAAGAAAUUGUGUCGUUGUAUCAGAGAUUUUGUCAACUCGAUCGAAGUGCGAAAGGUUUUAUAUCUGCAGAUGAGUUCUUGUCUGUUCCUGAAUUUGCCGUCAAUCCUCUGUCUCAGAGGCUGCUUAGAAUGGUUGAUGGCUUGAACUUCAAAGACUUUGUGGCCUUCCUGUCAGCCUUCAGUCCUCAUGCAAGCCUUCAACAGAAAAUUGAACUCAUCUUCAAAGUAUAUGACUCGGAUUGUAAUGGGAAGGUGACUUUCAAAGAUAUAUUGGAGGUGUUGCGAGAUUUGACAGGCUCGUUCAUGUCUGAGAAGCAAAGAGAGCAAGUCUUGAGCCAUGUAUUGGAGGAAGCUGGUUUCACAACGGAUACCUCUUUAUCAUUGGAUGAUUUUGUUAAGAUUCUUGGCAAUACAGGUCUGAAGAUGGAGGUUGAAGUCCCGGUUGAUUAGAUAUUCUGUCUGGCUUUUCGACACUUUCUGGAUUCCUGUUGAGUACCUGAACCAACUCAGCGCGCUCUUUCCCAAUCAAAUGAGAGGAACCCUGUGACUAUGUAAUGCCUAGUUUUCCAACAAUAAAGGAAUGCUUGUGCUUAUCAGCAAAAGUAAUUUGUAUGAUUAUGCUAUAAAUUAGUCGGUGGGUUCUCAUGUAAAUGGUCCAUUUGCUUCUAGCUCUAUUCAUUUAUUUAUUUUCUGAUGGUGCUUUACAAUUCCAUAUAAUGUUGAAAUUACAUGGUUGUAUGCAUACAGGCGAUAGAAGCAAUUAUACACAUCAGUCCGUUCACGUUUGAUGAUGAAUUCUAUAUAGAUAAUUCAGUAACAGAAGUUUAAUAUUCAUUUACAAUGUAAUUUUGAUGGACAUGAAUGUAGUAAACAGAAUUAUACUAUUCA